Molecule: messenger RNA, 996 nt
Organism: Emiliania huxleyi CCMP1516
Lineage: Eukaryota; Haptophyta; Isochrysidales; Noelaerhabdaceae
Exons: 3
Coding region: 1-996 (331 amino acids)
Biological process (GO): carboxylic acid metabolic process
Molecular function (GO): catalytic activity
Source: RefSeq, a predicted model, not a curated record
AUGCUCGCGCGAGUGCUGGUGGCACGUGGUUGCCGGCAGCGCCCUCUCUCUAGCCUCCACCGCUUCGUCUCCACCUUUGCCUCGGUCAACGGUGAGAGGACGGACCCGCGGGCCCUCACCGUCUCCGCGUGGGACGUGUCGUUCCAGCGCGGCGAUGGCGUCUUCGAGGUGGUGAGGGUGCUGCCUGGCGGCAAGCCUCGCGCCUUGUCGCUCCACCUUGACCGCCUUGAGCGCAGCGCCGACGCGAUCCAGCUGCCGCUGCCACCGCGCGAAACGCUGAGCGACUGGUGCACUGCAGCCGCGGCGGACGGCGGCAUCGGCAGUGUGCGGCUCAUGGCAACCAAGGGCGCGGCGGAGUGGGACGCGCCGCCGACGGUGUUUGUCAUGUGGCAACCGCUACCCUCGUGGCCGCCCUCCUUCUCGCUGCAGCCUGCGGUGGCGCCGUGGCACGCCGCGGGCGCCGACGGGUGGGAUGCGGUGAAAUGGCUGGCCUAUGCGCCCAACCUGCAGAGCACUCGCCGCGCCGUCGCCGCCGGCACCUUGGACGCCCUCCUGCUGCUCGCUAUGAUAAGCGCCUCUUCACAGCGCGGGCGCUCGCAAUCGCCCGGCGGCGCAAAGGGUGCGGCGGAGCCCAAGGGGGCGCAAGCCGACGACGGCCUCGAGUCGCUGUUUGUCCUCGACGGGCCCAACUUUGCCGUCGGGUGGGCCGACGAGUCGGGCGCUCUCCACUUCCCCGACUGGCGGCAGCUGGGGCUGCUGCAGUCCACGACGCAGGCGCUCGCGAUGCGCGCCUCGGAGACGGUGCUAGGCCGUCCCGCCGCGGAGGGCGUCUACCAGCUCUCCGACGUGCUGCACGCGUCCGAAGUCUUUGUGAUGAGCACGACGCGCGGCUGCAUCCCGGUCCACGCCAUCGGAGGGAGGGAGUGGCAGAUCCCGCCGGGCGGGGUCGCAGCGCAGCUGGAGGCGGCUAUCGAGGAGGUGGCAGCCGCGGAGUGA